This is a messenger RNA of Manihot esculenta (cassava), 384 nucleotides long. RefSeq lists its product as uncharacterized. The coding region runs from base 1 to 384 and encodes 127 amino acids. NCBI's taxonomy places the organism in Eukaryota, Viridiplantae, Streptophyta, Magnoliopsida, Malpighiales, Euphorbiaceae. The record is from RefSeq and is a predicted model, not a curated record. The transcript has a single exon.
AUGGAUCUGAAGGAAGCCGGACACCAUUGCAAGUUGCAACUGCAAGAACUAGAGGAGAUAAGAAGAGAUGCAUAUGACACUUCAUGGGACUACAAAACCAAGAUCAAGGCCUCCCAUGACAAUCGAAUUUCAAGGAAACAUUUCGAGGUUGGUGAUGAAGUCUUACUUUUUGAUUCUCGUUUGAAAUUGUUUCUAGGAAAGUUGCAGUCUAGGUGGAUUGGACCAUUCAUUGUUGAGCACACUUACCCUCAUGAAGCAGUAGACAUUCGCAGUAUAGAUAUAGGAAAGCAAUUCAAGGUGAAUGGCCAUCACCUGAAGCCAUUCUAUGAAGGAUUUACAGUGCAACUAGUGGAAGAAAUUCCACUAGAUCGUCACUCACUCUGA